This is a messenger RNA of Annulohypoxylon maeteangense, 401 nucleotides long. RefSeq lists its product as uncharacterized. The transcript has a single exon. Lineage: Eukaryota; Fungi; Ascomycota; Sordariomycetes; Xylariales; Hypoxylaceae. The coding region runs from base 6 to 401 and encodes 131 amino acids. The record is from RefSeq and is a predicted model, not a curated record.
AAGAAAUGUCGUCUAUACCUACCGUCCAAAAGGCUACAUUCGCCGAUAGCAAGGAGACUUUCCAGGCCACGCUAAUGAGUCUCUUCUCAGGCAAGCCUGAGGAUACCGAGGCGGAUAUAUCAAAGAUAUUUACACCGACGGCGACACUGCGGGAUGACAAUACGACACUCGACUUCUCCGGCCUUGUUGAACAUUUUACUUUCCUUCGGAGAAUUUUGCCCCGAGUUACUCUGACAGUAGAACAAUUUGUACGUGACGGUGUACAGUUGGCCGACCGACAUAGCUCCUCCACAGUGAUGCAGGAUGGGACGGUUAAGAGGGCGGAGACGUUCAUGUUCGUGGUGCUUGGGAUGGACGGGCGCAUUGAAUCUAUUAUAGAAACUGUUCGGCAAUUAGUCUAG